Molecule: messenger RNA, 10792 nt
Organism: Octopus sinensis (East Asian common octopus)
Lineage: Eukaryota; Metazoa; Mollusca; Cephalopoda; Octopoda; Octopodidae
Product: protein TANC2
Exons: 21
Coding region: 667-6702 (2011 amino acids)
Molecular function (GO): protein binding
Source: RefSeq, a predicted model, not a curated record
GUGUGUGUGCAUGUAUAUGUGUAUGUAUGUACAUACAAGUGUGUCUGUAUGUACGUAUUGUAGCUGAAAACGUUUCUUUGUUUUAUUGUUGUAUUUUUUUUAGUGAAAAUGGGCUGGGAAAGUAUUCUGUAACAGGAAAGAGAACUUUGUGGAGGAGGGGUGGGGGACGUGAGAAAGUAGGCUAUUUUGAAAUAAUGUAGAGUCUCUAAAUGGAGGAAAGGGUGGUGCAAAAUGGUAAAUCAUUCAGAAUGAACAGCAUGAAUGGAAUCUUUAUUGUUAGUAUAUAUAUAUAUACUUAUAUAUAUAUAUGAGAAAUGUGAGGUGAACUAUUUCAAAACAAAUUUUGAAGUAUUUAUUCUUUGAUAAAUACUUAAUGUAGAUAAAGAUUUCCUAUAAUUCUUAUAAGCUAUGAAAAUUGGGCACAUAAUUUUGACAUUUGAGUAAGAAUAUAUAUUUUUUUAAAACUUGAUAUGACCUAAUAUCCCAUUGACACAAAUUCAUUUCACUUCAUCCAUCAUCUCAUGUUAUUCUUCUAUAUAGUCCACAUGUCUUUCAAAUUACAUAGCUACAAGUUUACUUGCUGCAUUUAUAUGAUGUACAUAUUAAAAACACAAUUUUAUUUCAAAUGAUCGUAAAUAUUGUCAACUUAUAGUUAAUAUAAUCAAAAUGGGUAAUAAGUCUUCAUUACUCUAUGAACGACAGGCUGAGUUAUCAGGUGAAAGACGAGAUCGAAGCUGGUCUUUUACAGGCAAUAUGGGUUCACCAACAUUGUCUGGUUUAAAAGCUUCAAGAAGUCGAGCAAUGUCUUUGUCUCAAAAUCCUAGGCAAUCUGGUAAUUCCCAGAAACACCUUAGGCUACCUGGUCACUUACAUAUAUCUAGUCCAUUGGAAAUACAAUCAAAAAUUAAUUCCAUGGAUUCUAUGCGCUUAGUAUCUAGCAGUUCUUUAACUAAUGUUAAUCAACCACAUUCAUGGACUCUUGGAAAAUCUGAUGCAUGGGAUUCACCAUGCAUCAAGAAUCACCAUGCAAGAAAUGCUAAUACUCAACAACAACAACAAUUCCAAAAUUGGUCAAGCAAGUAUGCCACCAAUAAAAAGCUGGACUUGCAAAAUGAGAAGAAAGUAAGCAUUAAAAAGCGAUCAGCUCAUGCAAGCGAUAGCAACAAACAACCUGUUUGUUCUUCCCACCAGAAUUCUGUACAAAUGCAGUGUUGUUCUGAUGAUGUGUUAGAUAUAAAAGAAGAUAUUCUCUAUGAAGGAUUCAGACCUCGAACUAACUCAACAUCAAUCAUAGAAAUGGGUAGGAAACAUCGCAGUCGUGUUGUAAUGGGAGCUGCCAGUGCUAAUCUUCGAAGACAGCUACAUACAAGCCAUACAGCCAUUGACAAAAAUUCUCAAGAUUCUCCCAAAAAUAUGAAUCAUUGUGCUGGAGAUUAUGUUGAACUUGAUCCUCGGCAAACAAUGUUUCAUGAGCAACAGAAUUUUACCAAUGAACAAGUAUACUUGCGGAAAGAAGGCAGAUCUAGGGCAAUGAAUGAAAAUAAGACUAUAGAUGAUGUUUGUUUUCAACUGCCACCAACAAACACUUCUAGGACUACUCUUACACCAAAACUUUGGGCAGGUAAAACUCUUCUUCCAGAUAUUCAUGAAGAAAAAAUUCUAAGUUCUAGUGUGCCAAAUUGCAAUUAUGACUCCUUACUUAAGAAUAUUCCACAACAGAAGAGUCCAGGUAUUUCUCCACUUACUCAUGGCAUUUCUUCAGUGAGAAACACUGAUUUUAUGAGGAAAAGAAGUUGUAGCAUAUCACAUACUCCAGAAUUUAGUGCACAUCAGCAAAUGCAUUGGAAUCUACCUCCAAAUGCAUUUGGAGAAGUUAAUAACCGAGAAAUUCUCAUUCAUUAUAGCCCAUCUUCGGUGCGCAAAUUUCCUAGAAAAUUAUCUGUUCCAAUAUUAAUGACACCUAAAACUAGAAUUGUUCCGGAUAAGGAACGACUGUGGAAUUAUAAUGUGACUCUUGGUGAUUCUUGUCCUAAUCUUACCAUUUCAUCAAAUAAUAGCCCUGGACAUGGACUUUACCUGAGCCAGAACAAUAAAGAUCCUGAUGCAAUUCGUAAUCUGAAAAGCAUGGAAGGAUUUAUGGACAAUUGUCCAUCAUGUCAUUUACCAUUUGACAAAGGCAAGAAACGGCGCCUUAUUGAUUCCUGUGGUCAUGAGCGCUGCUAUUCUUGCAUGUUUAAUGUGGAGCAGUGUCCGCUCUGUGAAAAUACUGCAAACCCUGCCAAAACAAAUGGACAUUUUUCACGUCAGAGUAGUGUAGAGUCAGCUGUAUUCACUCACCACCGACCUAAAUUAAAAACAAAUGGACAUUUUACCACUUAUAUGCAGACUCGAAUGGAUAUAUCACCUACACCAGCAACAGAAACGAAUCCUUUUUUAUCACAACCUUCUCCUAAACUGGCCAGUCGAAACACAGGACAAUCUGCUGCAACUCCUCGGCUUGGAGUGGUCCAAAGUUCCAAAACGAAGAUAACGAAAGCACCUCUCCUCACCUCUCCACCUGUGUCAUCUCCAACACCGCCUCCCUUGCCUCCCAAGAACUAUUUAUACAAUGAGCUUGGCAUUCCAAAACACUACAGCAGUGACUCUGCUCUUGGCUCACCAGAUGUCAGCAGUGUCAGUGUUUCUGUGACUACGGAUGAUAUUGAUGAAUUGCCCGAGCUAGAUCGGGAAGGACCAAUGUCUGAAAUAACUGAAGAAGCAGGAAAUGGAAUGCCAGCAGUUUGUAAAGGGAACAGCCCUCCACCACCUCCACCAGAUGUUGCUCAAAAUGACCUUAUGGCUCGACUUGGCCUGUUGCUAGAAGAACUCUCCAGCAGUGAACAAAUGUCCACAGGCAGCAAAGAAGGCAACUGUAAAGAAGAGGCUUUUACUAGUAUCUCUUCACUAACCAGCAGUGAGACCACACCAGAUAAAGGCAUCUCUGAUACCAGUCCCAUUUCAACAUUAACGGUUUCGUCUGGCAGUGAACAUGGUCUGCAUGGCCCACCCCGCAAUAUCUCUCACCAUCACCACAACCAUCACCACCACCUUCAUUCGUUGUACACAAACUGUACACAGGCCUGCACUGCCUCUGACAGUAUGACAUCGCUGAGGAGUUUUAGCAUUGGCAACGGAGCCAGUCCACUCCACACAAUGCAAAGGCCGCAUUCAAUAAACACUGUUACUCCAGGACCCAUAGAAGAUCUGCAAUUGUUUGGGAAAAGAAAGUCUUCCCUACGUCUGUCUUCUACCCGAGGUAGCAUUGGACUUCUUUCUGAUGUUCGAUUUGCACCAAUUCGACCACCUCAGCUGAAGAUGUUUCCAAUCAAAUUUGAAAUUCCUCACAGUGAAGGGAAAUCUGUUUUUAUUGGAAGAGAGUGGCUUUUCAAAGAAAUAGAAAUGGCCUUGAACAGUGAAUGGUCCAGUCAGACACAAGGAGUAGUACUCCAAGGAGAUGUUGGUAGUGGGAAGACAGCAGUAAUAGAACAACUUCUUGAAUACAGUUGCUUUGGAAAUAAAACCCAAGGACCUACUUUAAUUAAUGGAGAUGCUUAUCCAGAAACAAAUGGUAAGGACCGCCCUAGGCAGAAUGGCUACCAGAGCAGUCCUUGUGGAACACUUAGCAGUCUUUCAUCUUCGUCAGUAGCUAGUCACAACUCUUAUUUGAGUGCAUCCAGUACUAGUUUGAAUUAUGAUUCUUUAAAGAGUCUUGGCUGCCAAGUAGUAGCCUAUCAUAUAUGUCAAGCUGACAACAACACAACGUGCAUGCUACCUGAUUUUGUACACAGUAUUGCUGCUACAUUAGCCAGAGCACCACAACUUGAAGCCUACCGUGAAAUGUUACUUGUUGAUCCCAACUUGUUCAAUAUCCUUACCAUGAAGGAAUGCAUUCAGAAUCCAUACCAAUCCUUUGUAAAAGGUGUCUUAGAACCUUUAAAAAUGUUAAAAAGCAGUGGAAAGAUAACUUCAGACAGUUGUAUAAUUCUAGUUGAUUCAUUAAAUGAAGCUGAAUUCCAUCGACCUGACUAUGGUGACACAAUUGGCUCGUUUCUUUUGCAUUAUUUGCACAAAUUUCCUAUGUGGUUGAAAGUGAUUGUAACUGUACGAACAAGUUAUAUUGAAAUAACACGGCAGUUACCAUUCUUCCAUAUAUCUAUUGAUACUUGUGAUGCCACAGUUAAAGACCUACAUGAUUAUAUCAGCUAUCGUAUCAAUGUUAGUACUGAUCUUCAGAACAAUAUAGCUGUCGACGAGACUGGAACACAAAAUAAAUUUUGCAACUAUUUGCAAACACUUAGUAAUGGCAGCUUUCUCUAUUGUAAAUUGGUCCUUGAUCUUAUAGAACGUGGAAACUUAGUUCUGAAGAGUUCCAACUAUAAAAUUAUACCUAUUAAUAUUUCUGAAGUCUUUCUGCUACAUUUCAAUUUAAAAUUUCCCAGUGUCAGAUCUUAUGAAAGGAUCUACCCAAUACUUGGUGUGUGUUUAGCCUCACUUUAUCCUCUCAACCAAGAAGAGAUUUAUGAAGCCAUUAAUUCAGGCUCAACAAAGAAAUAUAUUUCUAGAGAUGAAUUCUUACAUAGACUUGAAAUACUUUCUGGGUUUCUAUACCACCGUGAAACAGAUAACACCUAUAUGUUUUUUCAUCCAGCCUUUAGGGACUGGCUUAUUAAAAGGGAUGAAAAUGAACACAGAAAGUUUUUAUGUGAACUUCGGUAUGGUCACAGCUUGAUGGCAUUUCGCUUGUCAAGAAUUUGUAGCAAUCAAGAUCCUGAAAAGUCCCUGGAACUUGGUCAUCACAUCCUGAAAGCCAACAUAUAUAAAAACCUGUGUCGCCAGUCACAGUUUUCAUCGCGAGUUUUUCUUGCCUAUUGGAUGUGCCUUUGCUCUGACAACCUCAAUGCUGCUUUAGUCACUCAACGGAAUCUUUUCUCCCCAAAUGUUAAGGUUAGCCGCUUACUUAUAUUAGCUGGAGCUAAUCCCAAUGCCAAGAGUAACUUUCUCAAUCAAGCCCCAAUAUUGUGUGUGAGUGCACGAGAAGGCUUCCUUGAAAUGGUGUCAUCAUUGUUAGAAUUUUCAGCCUAUGUGGAUGCUGUAUGUGAAGAUGGGAUGACUGCCUUAUGUCACGCAGCUGCUAAUGGACAUCUGGAUGUUAUUAAAUUAUUGUGUUCGAAAAAAGCAAAUUUAAGUCAUACAGAUAAAUGUGGACAAUGUCCAGCCGUCCAUGCAGCCAUGCAUGGACACCUCGAGUCAUUAGCUUUCCUCUUACAAUGUGAUUGGUCAAGCGCAUCAAGUCAACAACAAAAGAUUGAAGCCAUGCAACAGGCAUUUGUUGCUGCUGCUGCAAUGGGGCACAAACAUAUCUGUGAUUAUUUAGUAGUACAUGCUGUUGGGAGAAGUAAUGAAGCUUUCAGUAUAGAUGCAGUUGAUACUUUAAUUGGAGAAACAGCGCUAACUGCAGCUUGUCUUCAUGGCCGUGAAGAAGUUGUUCGUUAUUUAAUCAAGCAAGAAGCCAAUGUCCAUCUGGCUAAUACCAAAUCCUAUAGUCCUCUGCUUUGUGCUGUGAAAGCAAAUAAAUGUGAAGUUGCUGAAAUUCUAUUCCAAGCUGGAGCUUCCAUAGAACAACCAGAUAAAAAUGGUCAUACUCCCUUGAUGCUGGCUGCCGCUGAAGGACAUAUUAACAUAUUAGAAAUGCUUCUCUCAGCAGAAGCCAGUCAAACUGAAGUUGACAAGGAUGAAAUGACUGCACUAAGUUUAGCUUGUUUACAUGGUCAUCUGCAGAUUGUACAGAUUCUUUUGAGUAGAGGUUCUGAUUUACAUCAUGUUGACAAAAAUGGGCAAACACCUUUACAUCUGGCAUCAUUCUACGGAGAGCCUCAAAUCGUUCAGUAUUUAAUUGACCAAGGAGCUAAUAUUGAGCAUGUCGAUAGCAACAAUAUGAGGCCACUGGAUAGAGCAAUUGCUUGCAAAAACAUUGAUGUUAUAAUGUGUUUUCUGAAGAAAGGAGCGAAGCUAAGCCCAGCAACUUGGACUAUGGCUGUUGGAAAACCAUCAGUUAUGCUAGUAUUGCUCAAGAAACUUAUGGAUGAUGGAAAUAUUCUUUAUAAGAAAAAUCGUGUCAAAGAAGCUGCUCAACGUUUUCAAUAUGCCUUGAGAAAGUUUCCUAAAGAUGGAUUUGGUGAUGAUGCUCGUACUUUCUAUGACCUACGCAUUAGCUUGUUAUUGAAUCUGUCCAAAUGUAAAAGAAAAUUACAGGAUUAUAUUGCUGCAAUUGAACUUGCCACUAAGGUUCUUGAAAUUCGUCCGAAAUCCUUUGAAGGCUAUUAUGCUCGUGCCCGGGCCCGCAGAGAUAACAAACAAUAUGAUAGUGCUCUAGAGGACCUAAAACAAGCAGUGUUUUUAGUCCCUAACAAUGCAGAACUUCAACGUUUAUUGUUAAGGUUACGCAGUGAAUGUCUGGAGCAAGCUAACAUCUUGAAAGAAACACCAAGUGAAAGCACAGAUGUACAGUCUACCACUGUACUACCUGUUGAAACCAAUAACACUUCUGCUGCUGCCAUUACAGAACCUGCCCCUGCUGUUACCAUUAUACAUCCUGAAACUGAAGAUGGAGAAGUUUGUUCAAGUUCAUCUGUUGUUACCUAUAGGGAAGAAACAGCCCUCUGAUAUUUUGCACAUAAAAUCCUCUAGAUUUAUCACAGAAUUAAGGUUUAAAAGGGGAUAUUCUGUGAUUUGUAUUUUUUCUCCCCCAAUUCAAAAGUACAAAGCAAUAUAUUUCUUUGAAGGAUAUUCUGAAGAUUUUCAAGAGAGGAAGUCUUAAAUUUUGCCAACUCUAUUUAUUAAAACAUUAGAAGUAAUAUUAUUUGGAUAAGUAAACUAGGAGUACAAAGAAAGUAGGGUAUUCAGUAAAUAUUUAAAUUCUUUUACUGAAUAUUUUGAUUGCAUCAUUGGAUCUUUCAGUUGAACACAUUUCAAACAAAAAUCAUCUGCAAGUUAUUUAAGCAUAGUUUGAAACUGUUCUUGUUUCAUUUUUUUUCUCCCAAAUAAAACAAUAACUUAUUUGUAAAGAUUUUUAAAACCACCUUCUUGACAUUAACUGAUAUCUUUUGAAAUAUAUAACUUCUUGAUUUAAAGUAAUGAAUGGCAGUUGAUUGCUUUUACUUAUGAUAAAUAUUAUAAUUGUUAAUUAUUAACAUGUUAAAAAAUUGUUUUACAUGUAUAUCUUUGUUCAACAAGCUGUGAUGUCAAAUUAAAUUUUAUUUUUUUGUCAUAAAUACUUAUUUUAAUCUAAAAACAUAAAACUAAUUCAUUUAGUGAACUUAAUUUUUUUUUCCGGUCAAUUUGCUGUCAGAAAGAUAAUAUAUAGUAAAAGUUAUCAGAAACUAUAUAUAUAUUAUAUAUAUAUAUAUAUAUUAUAUAUAUAUAUAUAUAUAUAUAUACACACACACAUAUAUAUAUAUAUAAAUAUAUAUGUAUAAUAUUCCAGCUGCAUGUUCCUUUAUUAAAGAAUUUUAAAUUCUAAUUACUUUUGAUUUUUAAAAUGUUUGAAAUUUAUAUUCCUUUCUAGUUAUUUGCUCUAGCGCAAAGAAAAUGUGAAUAUUCUUUGAAAAUUAGAAAAAAAUAUUCUUGGCUGUUAGUAGAAAAAAGAUAUUUGUUAUGAAUUGUAUGGCUUCUCCCCUCAGCCAAAUCCUGCCAUGAUUUCUUAAUAUAUAACUCACUGUGAUCAAGAUAAGCUGUUUUGAGUAUUUUCUUUUCCAAAUUUGUUUUUAAAUCCUUUGCAAAUUAACGUAAAAGGAGAAAAUUAACUAUCUAAGUCUGUGCUAAUUAAACCAAACCAAAUGCAUGUAAAUUUUCAUUUUUUUUUUUAUCUACAAACUGUCAAUUUCUUUAAUCAUACACAACAGACGCAAAAAUACAUAGAUGUGACUCCUUCUCAAUGAAAAUCUUUUGAUUAUCCUAUGAAAAAAAAAAUCAUUUAAAAUAAAAGCUGUUUUUAAGAUACUAGCUUUGCUCAGAGAAGAGAUAUUUGUUGACACCAUAUCCUUAAAGGCUAAAUGAAUGAAUAAUCUUAAUUUUUGUUUUUAAAUCUGCUCUCUUUGAGAAUAUAAUAGUAAGUUGUAUAGUCAUGCCAAAUAAAGUAUUUAUUUUAUUACAUAUAUGCACCAAAUUGACAACAGAUUAUUUUCUAUUUCUAGCAAAGAAAAAUUUGUUCACAUUUCAUUUCCUUUGCUAAGUAUGGAAAACUAAUCUUUACAUGGGGAAACUUUUGUCUUUAAAAAACUGCUAAUCGAGAUAAACAUAUUUAAAAAAUUGUAGAUUUAUGGUUUAUAUUAAAUUUAUAUGCCUGAACGUUUAUUUAUUUUUUGUUUAUUUUGAUGGGGUGGGGUCUUGUGUAUUAUAUAUCAAUUAGAUAUGAUGCGAAAAACAUCUUACAAACAAAUCUCUACAAAAUGUAGUAAAAUUAAUUUUGGUUUCAUCUACAAUAAAAUAUUUAGUUAGCUGGAAUUAUAUUACGUUAAUGAAGUAUGGCUUACGAGAGAGACAAGACUUAACUGAUUCAUUACUCGAUGAAAAUGAUCUUGAAAGAGAAAACAAAAUUUCAUUUCAUUUUUUAUUUUUACAAUUACAUUUAAUAUAGCUGUUAUAAAAACAAUAUUUAGUCUUAUUAACAUUGGCAACAGAAUAACAAGUCAAUGAUGCUAAAAAGGGAAUCAAAUGAAUCUAUUUUUAUACCAUUUGUAUUUGAUAUCCUACUCUUCUGCCAUUUUAUUAUUUGUGACCAGCUUAUUUUGUUGCCUGGUUAACACAACUCUAAAGCACAUACACAUGUUAAUAUAUUCUUAAAAAUGGGAAAUAUAUGUAACUCCAAUGAAUGUAACCUGCAGCCUGAUUGUAUUACUUGUAACAAAAUAGAGCAGAUUUUUAAACGCUAACUAAGAUCAAUUUCCUUGUUUAAAACAAUAAACAAAAAGGUAAAUUUUGUGCUUAAUUUUCGUGUACUGAUGGUCUUUUAUAACAAAGACCAUCAAAUUACUGUCUUUCAGGAGAACUGGUCUGCCUAAUAUCUCUUAUCUUCAACAAAGUGUAGGCUGUUGCGUGAUAAACUGGUUCACAGCAGAUUAGAAUAUAUUUUAUUGUUCUGUACACUACACCAAUUCUUCUAACUUGCUACCAGGUAAUAAUGGCUCAGUUUUCUCUUGUUACAAUAUUUGAUGAAAACAAAAAGAAGCACUCUGUAUAAACAAAUCUUGAGACUUGUAAAAAUCCCAUUCAUAGCUGAUAUAAUUGAUGUUAAUUCUCUGAGUGAAUCUCCAGGGUCUCUAUGAUACAUUUUCUUAAAAGCUUUAUAUAAGUAAACAAGCCCAUUCCAUUGGUCAGAUCUCAAUUAUAAUUGUACAGUUCACAUUUUUACAAAAAAUAUUUCAAUCCUUAAAGCUAAUGAUCUAUACGUAAAAUAUAUAUAAUUAAUUUAUAAUUCUGAAUCAUUGAAACCAUGUCAGUAAUGUUAAUUUUUCAAUUAAAAAUUAACAAUACAAGAUUCCUAAUAUUUAAAUGAAAACAGCUUACAAAACUAGUUUUCUGAAGAUGAACAGAUUGAUCUUAAGAAAAUCAAAUUACUCUUUUAAAAGCUGGAGUAUUUCACACGCAGCUAAAUUCUCUCAUAAAUGAGAAAUUAUCCUAUUGAAUUAUAAUAUAAUUAUGAAAUUAAUUAAAAUAUAUACUUCCUAUAUCUGUACAUUAUUUAUUUUUAUCAUUAUGCUCAUGACUGAGGUUAGACAUCAUUGGUUUUAGGGGCAAAUCUUUUAUCUCAUCGAAUAAAUUUGUUACAAAUAUGUAACAAUGUCCAGCAUGAUAAUAUGAAGCAAGUUCAUAUGUGUUUAGUAAACGAUGAUAUAAAACACUAAAGCUUUUGAAUUUCGAGAAGAUUAUAAAAUGUAGGGACCAAGCAAAUAAGUUAUAUUACAUACCUAUGCUUGUUAAUAUCUUUCACAUUUUAUUUCCUUGCUUAACCAGCUUGCUCUUUGAAUAGGUUGGUUAAGCAAGGCUGUCCAUAUAGGUUCAAAGACUUUCAAAUUUUAAAUGGGAAAGGUUGUUAUAAGAUUUAACAAAUUUUGACUGCUACAUUGAAAAGCAGUUUGUGGUGCUCUGAACUUCACAUAUUAAACAAAAUAUUUGGUUAAUUUGAGUCUUCUGGUUAUGAAAGGAUUUCAGUUUAGUUGCUUUUGCAAACUCAAGUAGUAUGAGUCAAGCUGCAUGUUAUAUAAUUUUUCAAAAGUGUUAUUUUCAAAACGAUAUACCCCACUCCCACUAAAAAAUUAUUUCAAACAAAGCUGCUCUAUAGUUAGGACCCUGCUGUGUCAUUAUUAUUCUGGUACCAAGUAUUGUUUAUUAAAGAGAAAAAAGAUUUUGAAAAGUUAUUUCUCUUUAGUUUUUCUCCCAGACUACCAAGUGUUUGGGUAAGUGAUUGUAUCCAGGCUGCUGUAUACCUGUUGUUUGUUGUCAUUUCCUGUUAUGAUGGUUGUAAACAUUGUUGAAGCUGAGAAUAAUCAUGUCAACUUAAAGCUGUGCAGGUUUGUUCGCUAGUGCCUUCCUAGAAGUCUUGCUCGGAUCUAUACCUGGAACCAAAUCAACGUCCUUCCUUUCAUUUCUGUUUGGUCACUUGGACCAUAACAGUAAGCCAUUAAAUCAGGCUGCAGACAUGUUUACUGUUGAAACUUGUAGUCAGUGCUUGUAAAUACACUUGUUUGACCCUUGA